This is a messenger RNA of Caenorhabditis elegans, 2069 nucleotides long. RefSeq names its product Major facilitator superfamily (MFS) profile domain-containing protein (gene T08B1.1). Gene Ontology annotation, cellular component: membrane. Gene Ontology annotation, biological process: transmembrane transport. The transcript is spliced from 9 exons. Gene Ontology annotation, molecular function: transmembrane transporter activity. The coding region runs from base 74 to 1912 and encodes 612 amino acids. The record is from RefSeq and is marked reviewed. Lineage: Eukaryota; Metazoa; Nematoda; Chromadorea; Rhabditida; Rhabditidae.
AUACGGUCUUUGCCAUGUUUCGACCGUCGUCGCUAAUUAGAUCGCACUCGCUUCUUCCUAUUCCACAUAAAUUAUGGAGAAUCACACGCAUUUCUCGGAAAGCGUGAAACUCCCGACGAAAACCGCUCGCGCGGAUACUGUAUUUUCUGAAAGUAAUGAUGAAUAUGGCAGACGACCUACAUAUGCCAAAAAGCGAAAAGAGAAGAAGGAUGUGGUGUUCUACACAAAUUUCGAAGAGGUUCUGCAGAAGAUCGGCGCGUUCGGACCUUAUCAGAUUUUUUGUUUCAUCGUGAUUUUGUAUGCGUCGAUUGAGUGGGCUGGAAAUUCAACCUUCAUGCACUUGCUCGGAUCCUUCGAGCCUGACUGGAACUGCACACUUGCCAAUAAUCAAACUGUGAUAAUUACUGCCCCAACUCACGACGACACGUGUAAUUUUAUCAAACAAAAUUGCACGAAUUUGGCGCCAGUUAAACAAAAUCUCGAGUUUUUCUCAAUUGUUGGACAAUUUCAAUUGAUUUGUGAUGACAGUGACAAAGUCGAGUAUAUCGAAGUUAUUAUGGCUGGAUCUUCAUUAAUUGGAAGUAUCAUUGGUGGCCAUAUGGGUGACCAUUUUGGACGUCAAACCAUCUUUUUCACCGGCGAACUUCUCAUUAUUAUCACCUCGAUGAUGUGCACCGCCGCACAAUCUUGGAUAGCAUUCUCUGUAAUCCAAGGUGUCAACUGUUUCUUGUACGGUGUCAUUGAAACGACUUCCCUCACAAUGAUGGUCGAAUUCACUUCCAACAAGUUCCGAGUGAUCAUGGUGAAUGCCUUCCAAUGGCCCAUCGCCUACAUGACAAUCGCACUGAUCGCAUGGCUGACACAAGGAUGGCAGGUGUACUUCGUGUUCCUUAACUUGGUCUCAUCGCCAUUGGCUAUUGGUUUUAUGUUGUUCUUGGAAUCGCCGAGAUGGUUGAUCGCAAGAAAUGAUCUCAGCGAAGCAUGUGAGGUUUUGAAUGACAUUGCUCAUCAGAGAUGGAAUAACACGAAGGCUAGAUUUACGACGAAGGAUAUUUCUGCGAUUCAUAAGCAGGAGAAGCAAGGAUUCUAUUGGUUUUAUCACUUGUUCAGCACAAAACGCCUCGCCAAGCAGUCAUGCCUUCAAAUCAUCUCCGUCCUGACCUACGCUAUGGUUUCAAAUACUUAUCUUUUCACGGUUGCCGGGCUUCAUGAUUCUCCGAUUAUCUCUACACUUAUCGAUGGAGUUCUUCGGUUAUUCAUCCCAAUCAUCAUUGUAAUUUUUGACCUGAUGGUUCCAAGUUUCGGAAGAAAAAUUCAAUUCCUCGGAUCUCUGGUUAUUGAGGGAAUCCUCUUCGGAGUAGUAAUUGCGUUGGUGGCCACGGGAACCUGUACCUAUGACUCAAAGGCUGUGAAUAUUCUGGUUAUCGUUACCACUAUGAUCAAUGACUGUAUUUUCUGGAUUAAUAUUGUGCAGAUUACCACUCAAAGAUACCCGACUGUGAUUAGAUGUGUUGCUUUCGGAUUUUUGCACUCAUUCAGGCACAUCGGAGCGAUCAUUGGAUUCCUGAUCCUAAAGCCACUUCUCACUUCCACCUGGCCUGUUGGAGCAUUUGUGAUUCCUGAAGCAAUGAUAGUUCUGACCAUUCUAGUCGGUUUCUUCUUCCAGCCUGAGACCAAAGGAAAGGCGUUGAUGGAUCAAAUGGUGGAGGCUAACUAUGGACGACUGGAAAACGAAUUGCCAAGAGCUUUGAUGAGACUUGCCGCUGGUCACCGUGUAGAUCAAAGUGAGACGCGUCAACAGCACCGAAAAGAUAUGGAAUCCGCCAAAGCUGCAGAGCUCAUGGGAAAGAAGGUGUCGAGUCCGUGGGUUUUCAAGGAAAAGGACAGUGGGCCAAAUGUGAAGGAAGACUGAUUUGAGGACGGAUAGGAAGCAAGUAUUUAUCAAAUUUCUACUUUCUUUUAAUUAUAGUUUCUCUUAUUUUUUGGAAAGUCUAUAUAAAAAUUAUGUAAAUAAUAACUCAUCGAAUUUUUAUGCAAUAUGCACUUCAAUAUACACGUCGUCAAAUAAA